UCAAACUUAUACUUAACCCGAUAAAGCUUUGUAAGGGUACUUUUGUGAAUCGGGAAUUGCCAUCUUUGCAUGGAAUGUCACAUGAAAUUACGUCUACAGUCCCUUUAAAGUUUUUUGAUUCUGGAUUCUACAAUAAACGAUCUAAAUGCUUUAGCACUGUCGGACGAAUGAAAAUAAGUGCACCUACUAAUGAUGAAGCUUUUGGGUUCAUGUUCUAUGUCAAACUUCAAAACAGCUCAAACCAAAAACAAAAUGGAGUCACUUUUACAUCAGACGGAAUAUCUAUCUCCGUCAUUGACGAAAAUAUGAAUUUCUACGCUUCCGGAAAAUCCAGUUUGAGUCACCUGCCACGUGGUACGUAUAAUCAGAUAAGCGUGGAUAAGCAGACUGUGGAUCGUACCAAUGAGUGGAAGUUUUACCAGACGCGGCAAUGCACUUUGAUCGAAGACGAGUGCAACUGGAUGCGGUGCCAAAUGAAUGUUGUAAGGACAGAGAUGAGGAGAAGUUUAGGCUGCUACCCUGUCUACUAUGGAAGGAACUCAACAGCAUUAAACUACUGUAGUCCUGAGAUUCAUAACUCUCUCUACACUAGUGAUAAAAUUCGCUCGAUUGGAAGUUAAGUUUUAUUCAAAUUUUUCCAUUGCUAUU
Messenger RNA from Eurytemora carolleeae, 648 nucleotides. RefSeq lists its product as uncharacterized. The transcript is spliced from 3 exons. Lineage: Eukaryota; Metazoa; Arthropoda; Copepoda; Calanoida; Temoridae. The record is from RefSeq and is a predicted model, not a curated record. Bases 75 to 620 code for a protein of 181 amino acids.